AUGUUCCGGCGCCUGGGUCUGCAGGGCUUCACCAGCAGCCGUGCUGUGUGCUCAGGCGCUCGUACGUACUUCUACGCGAACUGCGGUGAGACUGGCAUCAGCGGCGCGACGAUGCAGGUGAUGCUCAAGGUGACUUUGGCGUGCUGCGUAGUGCAGGUCUUCGCUAUUCGCCACUUCGUGUUCAACCGCCUGGGGACCAAGAAACAGUUCAUCGAGGACUCCACAGAUCUGUGGACGAACGAUGGGACUGAAAUGGAGGGUGAGGAGGCUGUGGCCAACCUCCGCAUCCAGCACGAGCGCAUCAUGCCGUUCAUGAAUGACAUCAAAGACAAGCUGGACGCGCAGGCUUAA
Molecule: messenger RNA, 351 nt
Organism: Leishmania braziliensis MHOM/BR/75/M2904
Lineage: Eukaryota; Euglenozoa; Kinetoplastea; Trypanosomatida; Trypanosomatidae
Exons: 1
Coding region: 1-351 (116 amino acids)
Source: RefSeq, a predicted model, not a curated record